AUGUCGAUUCGCCCGCUGUCCAAUGUCCGCUGCCUCGAGUUCCCGAAACCGUGGAGUAAUGACGAAAAGUUCCCCUUCCUGAUCGCUUCCAAGUACCGGGCAAAGAUGGCACCUCAACGUGGUCAAACAAGCCUAGCGGCCGGAGCUAAAAGGAAGAUGAGCUCCAGGGAGUGCCGAGUCAAGUGUGUCUUCGGGCCGAGAUCCCUCGUCAACGAUGGCGAUGUUUCGCCCAACGCUUGCUUUUCCUCCGUUGCUUCUUCUUCUUCCAGUCCCUUUCCUUCCACUUCCUGGUUCUAUGUCCCCAACAAACUGAUGCGUCUGUUGGAGGUCAAGACUACAAUCCAGUUUUUAUUUCCGCCCAAGACACCAGUCACUGAAUAUCGUGCCCACCUGACGCCGUCUUCCUAUGUAGCUGAGGUCUCGUAUGGCCUGCUGGCAGGAAAAGGCGUUCUGUUGACCGUGGUCCGUGGGUCUGGGCUCUGCAGCGUCUAG
Sodiomyces alkalinus F11 is the source of this 492-nucleotide messenger RNA. RefSeq lists its product as hypothetical. Bases 1 to 492 code for a protein of 163 amino acids. The record is from RefSeq and is a predicted model, not a curated record. The transcript has 4 exons. NCBI's taxonomy places the organism in Eukaryota, Fungi, Ascomycota, Sordariomycetes, Glomerellales, Plectosphaerellaceae.